AUGAUCCUGCGGCCAUCUUUUCCGCUUGCGUUUGUUGUUGUUGUUUUCUCUCCGAUGCAAUCUGAGGAAGCUGAAGAGCUUGACCGAAGUAGUAUGGAUGGAUUAUCUGAUUUCAUCUCAGUUCUGCCCGACGAGUGUUUGGCUUGCAUUUUCCAGUUUCUUAGCCCCGAUGACCGGAAACACUGCUCUCUUGUUUACCGGCGGUGGUUGAAGACUGAAGGACAGAGCCGUCAUCGACUUUCCCUCAACGCCCAGUCAGAUCUGCAACAUUUGAUUCCUUCCAUCUUCUCUCGCUUUGAUGCUGUCACGAAACUGGCCCUGAAAUAUAUCCGUAAUUCUGUUAGCAUCGGGGAUGAAGCGCUUGUUCUAAUCUCGGAGCGCUGCCAGAACUUGACUCUCCUUAAGCUCCGAACUUGUCGUGACUUGACCGAUACCGAAAUGUCGGCUUUCUAUCUUGCACUUUCGGAGCUAAAGGCAUGA
This is a messenger RNA of Hibiscus syriacus, 480 nucleotides long. Its product is annotated as F-box protein At1g47056-like. The transcript has a single exon. Gene Ontology annotation, biological process: SCF-dependent proteasomal ubiquitin-dependent protein catabolic process. The record is from RefSeq and is a predicted model, not a curated record. Gene Ontology annotation, cellular component: SCF ubiquitin ligase complex. NCBI's taxonomy places the organism in Eukaryota, Viridiplantae, Streptophyta, Magnoliopsida, Malvales, Malvaceae. Gene Ontology annotation, molecular function: protein binding. Bases 1 to 480 code for a protein of 159 amino acids.